CUUUUCAGUGAUUAAACCAAUUUUGUUUGAUGGUGAAUUGACGGAAAUGACCUCGUCUUCUGUGUUCUUAAUCUUUGGUUAGAGUAGUCUCAUAAUCACGUCAUGUAUAAUUGUAUCAUGUAUUACGUGGACUAAUUUUUUAUGUACUAUAAUAGGUUUUGCAUUUGGGUGGAUUAAGUCGGGCACUGAGUUGCUGAUUUAAUAGGCCUUAUGUUGACAUAAUCCUAAAAUUUAUGUGAUUAUUCUCAUUAUUUAGGAUUUUUUGAUUUUCUGGUAAUUGAUAAGCAAAACCAUGUGAGUGGUAAUGCAAAGUUCCGAAAAGGUAAACCUAUUUCAAUGCCGGAGCAAUUAGCAUCUGUCUUCCCAUAACUAGCUCUACCCGCCUGGAGUUAGAAAGCAAGAUGUUGCUUACUUCUUUCCAAUUUAACUGUAGGUUGUCAGUAGUCUUCAAGGAGAGAAAUGGCCACCCUUCAAGAUAUUGUUUACUCAGCUGCUAUUAAUCUUCUAUCUGCACUUGUAUUUCUACUGGCAUUUGCAAUAUUACGUCUUCAACCCAUUAAUGAUAGAGUUUACUUCCCAAAAUGGUAUCUUAAAGGGAUAAGAGCUAGCCCAAUACACUCUAGGGCAAUCGUAUCCAAAUUUGUAAACAUGGACUUGAAAACAUACAUCCGAUUUUUGAAUUGGAUGCCUGCAGCUUUGAGAAUGCCAGAACCUGAGCUUAUUGAUCACGCAGGGCUUGAUUCUGUGGUCUAUAUUCGGAUUUACCUUAUGGGCUUGAAAAUAUUUGUCCCCAUAACAUUACUUGCUUUUGCGGUUUUGGUGCCUGUCAAUUGGACUGGGGGGACACUGGAGCAAAUCAAGGAUCUUACGUUCAGUAAUAUUGACAAGCUGUCAAUAUCAAAUAUUCCACCUGGAUCCAAAAGGUUUUGUGCACAUGUUUUAAUGUCAUAUAUCUUCACCUUUUGGACAUUCUAUGUUAUCUACAAAGAGUACAAGACGACAGCUUUUAUGCGCUUGCAAUUUUUAGCUUCCGAAAGUCGUCGUCCUGACCAAUUCACUGUUCUUGUGAGAAAUGUUCCUCCAGAUCCUGAUGAAUCAGUCACCGAGCAUGUUGAGCAUUUCUUUUGUGUAAAUCAUCCUGAUCAUUAUCUUACUCAUCAGGUGGUGUACAAUGCAAAUAAGCUUGCAAACUUGGUAGCAAAGAAGAAGAGUCUGCAAAAUUGGUUGACAUACCACCAGAAUAAAUACGAGAGAAAUCCUUCUAGCAAGCCUACUACAAAGACAGGCUUCUGGGGUCUCUGGGGAACUAGGGUGGAUGCAAUUGACUACUAUACUGCGGAGAUUGGAAAACUUAGUGAAGAAGAAGAUAAAGAGAGAGAAAGGGUUAUAAAUGAUCCUAAUGCUGUAGUUCCAGCAGCAUUUGUUUCAUUCAAAUCUCGAUGGGGAGCAGCUGUCUGUGCCCAAACUCAGCAAACAAGUAACCCAACGAUUUGGUUGACUGAAAGGGCUCCUGAGCCCCGUGAUGUUUAUUGGGAUAAUCUUGCAAUACCAUACUUUGAACUCACUAUUCGACGACUACUUGUGGCAGUUGGUCUUUUUUUCCUAAUUUUCUUUUUCAUGCUUCCUAUAGCAUUUGUUCAGUCCCUGGCCAGCAUUGAGGGAAUAGAGAAGGUUUUUCCUUUCUUGAAACCUGUAAUAGAAAUGAAAUUUAUUAAGUCUUUAGUCCAAGGAAUUCUUCCAGGCAUUGCUCUGAAGAUAUUUCUUAUUGUACUUCCAAUAAUACUCAUUAUUAUGUCCAAAAUAGAAGGAUUUACAUCACUCUCAUCUUUGGAUAGGCGAUCAGCUGUGAAGUAUCAUUUGUUUCUACUUGUUAAUGUGUUUGUUGGCAGCAUUGUAACAGGAACAGCAAUGGAUCAGCUUAAAACUUUUCUUAAUCAGUCUGCAACAGAGAUUCCGAAAACCAUUGGAGUGUCAAUCCCACUAAAAGCCACCUUCUUCAUCACUUAUAUAAUGGUUGAUGGAUGGUCGGCAAUUGCAGCAGAGAUCCUCAGACUGGUACCCUUAGUCAUGUUCCAUUUGAAGAACACAUUUCUAGUUAAGACAGAGCAAGACAGGGAUCAAGCAAUGGAUCCUGGUUGCGUGGACUUUGCAACAUCUGAACCUCGAAUACAGUUUUAUUUCUUGCUGGGACUUGUUUAUGCUGCUGUGACACCCUUACUUCUUCCUUUCAUCAUCGUGUUCUUUGCUUUUUCUUAUACGGUAUUUCGUCAUCAGAUUAUUAAUGUAUAUAACCAAAAAUAUGAGAGUGGAGCUGCAUUCUGGCCAGAUGUCCAUCGGCGUUUGAUAAUUGGAUUGAUAAUAGCUCAACUUCUUUUGUUGGGAUUGAUGAGCACAAAGGAAGCUAGGGAAUUAACUCCGCUGCUUGUCGCACUUCCUAUUCUGACGAUUUGGUUUCAUGUAUUCUGCAAAGGACGUUUUGAAUCUGCAUUUGUAAAAUUCCCACUACAGGAUGCAAUGGUAAGGGAUACACUUGAACGAGCUACAGAUCCAAACCUAAACUUGAAAAUGUAUCUUCAGGAUGCAUACAUACACCCAGUUUUCAGGGGUGGUGAACUGGAGAGACCAGAGAUCAUCGAUGAAGAAGAAGACAAUCCGCUUGUUCCAACAACAAGGAAUUCUCAAAAGAGUCAAAGUAAAUAUAGUUCUGAUGUCAGUUCUGGAGCUGGUUCGUAAGACUAGGGUAAUAUUCUAAAAGUUACUCAAUUUUAAUUUGCUUUUUUGAAUCCAGUGCAUUUAUAUAUGCAUGUGCUUUUAGUUAAUGUGGAAGCAUUAAGCAAGAGGCUACGAGUCAUUUGCCAGAGACUCGCAUAAAUUGAAGACGUGAUAUGUAUAGCUUACUCUGCUUUUUAUGGAAAUUCUUUGGGUAGAAAAUUUGUUCACCUAGUGAUUGUAUGUGAAUAAUCAAAUUAAAUAUGUCACAUGCAAGAUCAUCUACCACAGGGCUUAUGGCUUGGAUGAACUGAAAUUGCUGUAAGAAUAGUAGGUCAGGUUUCGUUCCUGAGUUUUCAAAUGAAUUAAGAUUAAUGUCAUUUUAUGUGUUGA
Messenger RNA from Hevea brasiliensis (rubber tree), 3102 nucleotides. RefSeq names its product CSC1-like protein At4g02900. The record is from RefSeq and is a predicted model, not a curated record. The transcript has 11 exons. Gene Ontology annotation, cellular component: plasma membrane. NCBI's taxonomy places the organism in Eukaryota, Viridiplantae, Streptophyta, Magnoliopsida, Malpighiales, Euphorbiaceae. The coding region runs from base 460 to 2733 and encodes 757 amino acids. Gene Ontology annotation, molecular function: calcium-activated cation channel activity.